Archocentrus centrarchus (flier cichlid) is the source of this 5185-nucleotide messenger RNA. RefSeq names its product immunoglobulin superfamily, member 3 (gene igsf3). Lineage: Eukaryota; Metazoa; Chordata; Actinopteri; Cichliformes; Cichlidae. The record is from RefSeq and is a predicted model, not a curated record. Gene Ontology annotation, cellular component: membrane. Bases 365 to 3538 code for a protein of 1057 amino acids. The transcript is spliced from 11 exons.
UCUUCGGUCGGUUAUCCAGAUACGCAGAAGUCACGCUGGACUUUUGGUUUUUACUGAGGAGGCUGCGAGUGUGAAUCGCCUCCGCAGUCUCGGAUGCGUAGUGAACCGGUGCUGGGAGUGAGUGGGUUGGGUCGCCUAGGCGGCUGGCAUACGCACACUUCGUCGUCAGCGAUAAAACAGAUAGGUGAGGGUGAAGGCGAGAGGAAACGACACCCGAGGGUUUUUAAACAGGAGGACAUUGGAGAGGGUUUUGCAGACCUCCUUAUUUUCUGAUUCAGGACCAGCAGCUGACCACACUGCCAGACUGCACCGGCUCCUCAUCUAAAGGGGGGAUAUUGAAAGUGUAUCAGCGGAGCAACACACAAUGGCAACCGGUGCGCUCCUUCUAGUCUGUGCGCUGCUUGCCAGUGCUGCUGUGGCGCAGAGAGUGGUAAUUGUGGAAAGUGGACCGCUCAUACGGACUGAAGGCUCACAUGUGACCAUCUGGUGCAACGUGACAGGCUACAAAGAGGGGACAGAGCAGAACUUCGAGUGGUCCAUGUACCUCCCUUCAGCGCCCGACCGGGAGAUUCGCAUUGUGAGCACAUCCACGAAAAACUAUGCCUAUGCUGUGUAUUCCCAGAGGGUGAAUAGUGGGGAAAUCUUUGUGGAGAAGCUGAGCAGUGACUCAGCGUUGCUGCACAUCACCAAGGUGCAGGCCAAGGACCAAGGUCUGUUUGAGUGUUACACACCCAACACAGACGGGCGAUACCUGGGAUCCUACAGUGCACGCACCAACCUCACUGUUAUAGCUGACUCCUUGACGGUAACAGCUCCGGCCCAGACUCUGUCCAAAGUGGAAGGCGAUACGUUACAACUUACCUGUGAGGUGUCUCGGACCACAGUGCAGCACACUCACCUGUCAGUUGGCUGGUACCUGCGAUCCCCAGAGGACCCAGUCGCCGCACCCCAGGAGUUGGUCACAUUGUCAAGAGACUUUGUUUUGCGCUCUGGGGGGCCAUAUCGGCAGAGGAUGGCAGCGGGGGACCUCAGGCUGGAUAAAACCAGCGCCACAUCCUACAGGCUGACCAUUCACAAGCUGCAGCCAGUCGACCAGGGACUGCUGUACUGCCAGGCUGCUGAGUGGAUUCAGGACCCAGAUGGAAGCUGGUUUGCCAUGACCCGCAAGCAGAGCGACAAGACUCAGCUCCGUAUUCAGCCCACUGACCGGGACUUCAGCAUCCAGGUGAGCACGGAGCGACGGUCCUUCACGGCCGGUGAGCCGCUGGAGCUUCGCUGCACCAUUGAGGCGCAGAAUGUCCCCGAGCGUUUCUUCUCGGUGUCGUGGGUCUUCAGCAGCUCACCGGUGGCCGUGGUGGGCCCCAGUGCCGUGCCUAUCCUGGGCCCUGAUUAUGUUGCCCGGGAGGCCGCCGGUCAAAUGACCGUGCGCAAAGAGAGUGACAACGUGCACCUGCUCAAGCUGCAGCACUUGCAACCUGACGAUGCUGGGAAAUACAUCUGCCGCGUAACAGAGCGGGAGAGGACGCCCACGGGAGACUUCAUCGACCGCAGCAAGAGGUCCCGCAAUGUCCAGAUCACAGUCCAGACACUCAAGAGCAACAUCACAGUAUUGUUGUCCAGUAACUCCUCGGUGGUCCUAGAGGGGGACGUGAUCCAGCUGACCUGCACAGUCCAGGCUACCACAGGCCCCCUGUCUGUUGUCUGGCACUGGACAGACAGCAAAACAACUUCACUGACUAAGGAAGUGGCUUCCGUGGAUCGGGAUGGCACAAUAUGGCACAGUCCCAGCUACAGAGAGCGUUCCAGUUAUGGGGAAAUACGUGUGGAGAAGGUGCGAACUGACACAUUCUCUCUUUCCAUCCACAAUGCCUUACCUGGGGAUGGCGGCCAGUACCACUGCACAGCAAGCGAGUGGCUUCAUACCGGCUCUGAACCGGAUCUAAACUGGGAGAAGAUUGGGGAGAAAUCGGAUACCAAGGUGGUCAAUGUCACAACUGUCGAGUCCUCAUUCUCUGUGUCGGCCUCAUCGCGGACACCAUCCAUAACGUUCGGUGACUCCUUUGAUCUCCUGUGUCUGGUCAAGCCUCGCCAUAACCCUCGUGUCCCCAUUUCUGUCACUUGGCACUUCAAGCCGGCUGGAAUGGAAAUGGAUGGUGAAGCUGAGGGAGAGUUCAGCGACCUGGUGACUUUCACCCGUGAAGGCACGCUGCAGUGGGGGGAGCAACUGCUGGGGUUGGGCACCCGCACCACUGUGGACCGGUCCCACUCCCACACCAAUUUCUGGCUGUCUGUGACCCGGGCAGGGCGCCGUGAGGCGGGCAAAUAUCGGUGCACCGCGGUCCUGUGGAGGAGGAACUACGACAACAGCUGGAGCAGAGUAGCCAAUCGCACUUCCAACCCUCUUGGCAUCAGUGUCCUACAGCCAGAGAGUAAGCUUAAAGUGCAAAAGAACAACCAGUCUCAGGUGUAUCUGGAAGAAAGCCGUGUCAGGAUCAAUUGCUCCAUCACCUCCCAGACCAGCCAGGACUCCCAGCAUGCCGUGAUGUGGUACGUGAGACGUGCAAAGGGGUCAGACGCCGACGAGCUCCUGCUGAGGAUCGAACGCUCCGGGGCCUUCGAAUAUGGCGCCUACGCAGAUGAGGAGCGACUGAAACGGCGUGUGCAGGCUGAGAGGUUGUCACCCCGUCUUUAUGUGCUGACACUGAACAGGGCUGAAAGCAGUGAUUCUGGGACAUACUACUGCUUGGUGGAGGAGUGGCUGAGUGACCCAGAUGGAGCCUGGUAUCGACUCUCCCGGGACUCCUCAGGGUUCACGCAGGUUCUGGUCAGAAAACCAGAGCGUCGACUGCAGGUCGAAGAAUUGGAGUCAAACGUUACCGUGGAAGAGUCCGGUCCAAUCCGACUGGGCUGCAGCAUUCCUUCGCAGUCGUCCCCAAACUCCCGCUUCUCCGUGUCCUGGUAUGUCGAGCGCUCUGAAGAUGGCGACGAUGAGGAUCAGCUGGGGCAAGAAGAAGAAGAGGAGCGGGACUGUGUGUUCUCCAUCGGCCACGAUGCAGUUUUUGGAAAUGGAAACUGCAGCCCCAGAGAGGAAGCUGGGCCAAAUUCUCGCUUGCAGUUUGAGAGGAUGACCUCUGAUCAGUACAGCCUGACGAUUCAAGGAGCCCGGCCGACAGACGCGGGCCGAUACUACUGCCACGUAGAGGAGUGGCUACUCAAUCCCCGCAACGCAUGGUACCGCCUGGCCACCAACAAUUCUGGGUACACUAUUGUCAAUGUAUUGCAACAAGUGUCCACCGUCCAGUCAGUGGUGUGCUCCAACAGCUCCCUCUUCUACUUUGUCUUUUUUUAUCCCUUCCCCAUCUUUGGCAUCCUGCUCAUUGCCCUGCUGCUAGUGCGCUACAAGAGCCGCAACAACAGCAAGAGCCAAGAAGGCAAGAAUGGCGCCCCCCUCCUGUGGAUUAAAGAACCUCACCUCAGUUACUCUCCCACCUGUCUAGACCCGCCAGCGCUCAGUCUGCACCCCGGCUCGGUCGACUAAGCAAGGGUCCUCCCCGACUGCCUUGCGCGAAUCGUGGAUUCAGCCUACACUAUGCCAGGGAGCAGAUCUGGACCCCACCCCUACAAACUUCCUGAGCCAAGAGUCGACACGAAGCCCAAUCUCCCUCAUCAUUUACAAUAUCUGACUGCCAAUUCUACUUGCCCUUUGAGCCUGUGAAGUAGACCAUUUCAAGAAUGGGUGUUGUGAAGACUGUGUUUGAUAUUAUUGCUCCUACUUGUAUUUUUAAUGCUUUGCUUUUAUGCGGCAUUUCAUUAAACAUAUAUUUAUGUCCAGAAAAAAAAAAAAAAAAGAAGCCAAAAGUAUUGUGUUACCAAUACUGACACAAGCCACUCAACUUCCUUUUUUUUUCCACAUAAUCCGUUUCAAGUAGGCCAUACCAUUUCAAGUUGAGCGGGGCUGGGAGUUGGAAAUGUGACGCAUGCGCAGCAAAUACAGCUACAACUAAACUGAUCAGUGUCAUAAAAGAACCUGGAGCAUCAGCUAGCUGUCCAUCCAUUAUUACGCAGGUGCUAACAAGAUUGGAUAAGAUUGGGCGAUUCAUUUUUCAAUCCCAGCUGGGUGCAGGGUGCUUGGGGGGCAUACAGAGGAACAAGAGAAGCGGUACCAGCUCAAAGGUCAACAAUAUAAUGAGGCAACAUUUUGACAUUUUCAUUGAGCAAAUUCUACGUGCACAAAACUGGCAUAUGGCUGAUACAGGGUGUAUACAAUGAAUGAUGGACAUUUCUGAUAAACAAACAACAAUCAAAUGUGUAAAGGUUUAUUUUGUUUGCAUUAUGAUUUCUUGAUGGUCCUAAUUUAUAAGUAUUCUCACACAUGAUGUUGCCUAACAAAGACCUCGGUGGUCAAAAUAUUGCCUUAUUAUCUGUGUGUUUAUGGCUACAUUUCUUUAAAGGAAAAAGAAAAUCUCACAACAGCAAAGAAAUCCAUGAAAUAAAUAACCGAACUGUUUAUUGAUGUGGUUGCGGACAGAAAUGGUUUCCAGUUCUUAUGGACUUGGUGUUUUCAUCGGCGCUAAAUAGAAAGCUCUGAUGCACAAGACAGGGGGAAAAAAAAAAAAGAAUCUACAUGAACUCAUUUGUUGGUUGAGUGAUUGCCUUUUAUGAAUCUUAGACAUUUCCAGGGAUGCAGGACGGGUACAUGGUGCCCGCCGAACAGCUGCUUCAGCUUUAAUGUGUAAAUCCCACAAUCCGAGACUUAAUUCAUGCAAAAUUAAUUGUAUCUUUCUAGACUUUAGCCAGGAAGUGGAGGAUGCGGUUGUGGUUUUUCAUGUCACGUUGCUCACUAUCAUCAAUAGCGCUGUACAGUCUCUAGUGUUUCGGUAAUAAUAAUAAUAAUAAUACCACCCAUAGCUGCUUCCCAAGAUUUCUCCACACAUUCUGACAGUCUUGUAGCUGUGUUUUGAGGGCUGCAUGUUCUGGCUGUGUGCUGGCUCCAGAUUUAGGUGUAAAACAGUGUGUGUUGAUGUGUUCAGUUGAACCAGUGAUGCUUUAUUUUCACUGAUGUAUUUUUGUAUGACCAUGGUUAAUUUAUUUUUCCUUAUGUUAUUCUAUCGAAUAGUUACCAUUGUGACCAUUAAAGAGACACUUAGCUAUUGUCAGUUUAUUGCAAUAAAAUACAUUGAUCGCA